Messenger RNA from Brassica oleracea var. oleracea, 1853 nucleotides. RefSeq names its product 3-isopropylmalate dehydratase large subunit. Gene Ontology annotation, molecular function: 3-isopropylmalate dehydratase activity; 4 iron, 4 sulfur cluster binding. The transcript has 15 exons. The coding region runs from base 144 to 1661 and encodes 505 amino acids. NCBI's taxonomy places the organism in Eukaryota, Viridiplantae, Streptophyta, Magnoliopsida, Brassicales, Brassicaceae. The record is from RefSeq and is a predicted model, not a curated record. Gene Ontology annotation, biological process: amino acid biosynthetic process.
AGUGAACGCAGCGUUUGAGUUGAUAUAAUAUACACUUGUAAGAAUAGAGGGAUCUCUUAUAACCUUAGGUUUGAGUUACACACACGCCCCCAACUUUUCUACAACAUAACGCAGCGCACACACCCACAAGGAGGAAGGGAACAAUGGCUUCCUCUGUAAUCUCUUCAUCUCCUUUCCUCUGCAAAUCCGCCCAGCAGAAGGAUUUGGGGUUCCCUAAAUCGUCGCAGAUUUCGGUUCACAGAUGUCAGAAGAGAGCGAUUUCUCGGAAGAUCGUCUCCGUCAUGGCGCCGCAGCGAUCAUCCAGCGCCACUGGAUCGGUGAAAACUGGGAUGACGAUGACGGAGAAGAUUCUUGCCAAGGCAGCAGAGAAAUCACAAGUGGUGCCUGGUGAUAACAUCUGGGUUAACGUUGACGUUCUCAUGACUCAUGAUGUCUGUGGCCCUGGUGCUUUUGGUAUCUUCAAGAGAGAGUUCGGUGAAAAAGCUAAGGUUUGGGACCCAGAGAAGAUUGUUGUUAUUCCAGACCAUUACAUCUUCACUACUGAUAAGCGUGCCAACCGCAAUGUCGACAUUAUGAGGGAACAUUGCAGGGAACAGAACAUCAAGUAUUUCUAUGAUAUCACCGACCUUGGAGAUUUUCGGGCUAAUCCUGACUACAAAGGUGUUUGCCAUGUGGCGCUUGCACAAGAAGGUCAUUGCAGGCCAGGAGAGGUUUUGUUAGGAACAGACUCGCACACAUGUACUGCUGGAGCGUUUGGUCAGUUUGCUACAGGGAUUGGAAACACCGAUGCUGGAUUUGUGUUAGGCACUGGCAAAAUCCUCCUUAAGGUUCCACCAACAAUGAGGUUUAUCUUGGAUGGUGAAAUGCCCAGUUAUCUGCAAGCAAAGGAUCUGAUUUUACAAAUCAUUGGAGAAAUAUCUGUUGCUGGUGCAACUUACAAGACGAUGGAGUUCAGUGGAACAACUAUUGAAAGUCUGACUAUGGAAGAAAGAAUGACAUUGUGCAACAUGGUUGUGGAAGCUGGGGGAAAGAAUGGUGUCAUCCCUCCUGAUGCGACGACAUUUAAUUACGUUGAGAACAGGACAUCUGUACCCUUUGAGCCCGUAUAUAGUGAUGGAAAUGCAAGCUUUAUUGCAGAUUAUCGAUUUGACGUGUCAAAGCUGGAGCCUGUGGUGGCUAAGCCUCAUUCUCCUGACAACCGGGCUCUAGCAAGAGAAUGCAAAGAUGUCAAAAUUGACAGAGUAUACAUUGGUUCUUGUACUGGUGGGAAGACUGAGGAUUUUAUGGCUGCAGCUAAACUUUUCCAUGCAGCAGGAAAGCAAGUCAAAGUCCCAACUUUCCUUGUCCCCGCUACUCAGAAGGUGUGGAUGGAUGUGUAUGCCCUCCCUGUGCCUGGAGCAGGUGGAAAGACGUGUGCGCAGAUAUUCGAAGAAGCUGGCUGCGACACACCAACCAGUCCUAGUUGUGGUGCCUGCCUUGGUGGCCCAGCUGACACCUAUGCUCGCUUGAAUGAACCUCAAGUGUGUGUCUCGACAACGAACAGAAACUUUCCUGGUCGGAUGGGACACAAAGAAGGGCAGAUUUACUUGGUUUCUCCUUACACCGCUGCAGCCUCGGCUCUGACCGGCCAUGUCACCGACCCAAGAGAGUUCUUGCAGUAGGAUAGCUUUGUCCGAAAAGAAAUCUAAAUGCUGAAUCAUGAGAGAAGACCGUUAAAAUGAUGAGCAUUGUGAACUAUAUGUAUGUAUUUUCCUUAUUGUACUGUUGAACUUCGUAGUUUCUUUCAAACACUGUUAAACUUUUGAUGUUUUGAGUUUGAAAUAAUAAAGAGAUGAGAGAGACUUAGAUACGUC